Amorphotheca resinae ATCC 22711 is the source of this 610-nucleotide messenger RNA. RefSeq lists its product as hypothetical. Lineage: Eukaryota; Fungi; Ascomycota; Leotiomycetes; Helotiales; Amorphothecaceae. The record is from RefSeq and is a predicted model, not a curated record. The transcript is spliced from 2 exons. Bases 1 to 495 code for a protein of 164 amino acids.
AUGUAUGGCAUGGCAUGUGAGGCAAACCACGGCGGAGCUGGGGAGGGCGGGUCGAGUCUCAGAGAGAUGCCAGUGAGAAGCUCGUCAACAGAGACCCUUUUCCUCGCUUUUGCAAGGGAAGCAGAGAAGCUCUAUCGCAACUCGGUGGGGCUCGGAGGAGGGGGCAACCUGGGCCUGGCAUUAUUGAUGGAUGCCCACGAACCUAGGGAUUCUUUCUUGCUGCACCGCUUCCACCGUCACAGAGAAGAGAGGGCCAGCACCUCCGCAGGUUCAAUACCACAUCAUGCUCUGCUUCAAAUCGUCCUCCUCCGAGUCCUGAACCGACCUUCCACGGCGUUGUGCAUCCCGAGUGGAGCUGGGGAGGCGGCCAUCACAUCCUUUGAUGCCCAAUCAGCGCACCAGAGGAGGGGGAGGAGGGGAGCAUCAACGCCCGGCAAGGGAGAAGGAGAGCAGAAAAUAGGAAAGAAAAAGACAGAAGAGAGAGCAGAAAGCUAGCGGGUGCAUGUGCAGAUAUAUAUACUAUGUAUCCUUAGAUAUAAGCUUGCACAACACAUCUUGGGUGCUGUGUGUAUAAAUAAUCCCUCCCCAUCUUCUCCCUAUCGAGUCUAUC